GCGGCCCAGCCUCGCAGUCCAGCUUACUUCUGGUUUGAAAUUGAAGGCUCUUUGGCGGCCGGGGCAGAUCUCCGGCAGGGACUCCCCCGCGUUCGCUCAGAAGGAAAGCUAACACUCUCCACCGGCUACCGGAGCCGUGGCUACCUCCCAGCUGGCACCCCACUCCCCCGCCUCCGGGGGCGCCCCCGGGGCGAGUACCGGAGUUCCCUUACCCCGAAGGGGAAAUGCGAGUCGGCGGGGUCAUGGCCACCCUUUCGGACCUGCCGGACUCGGUCAUAUUGGAGAUCUUCUCUUACCUCCCGGUGCGGGACCGGAUUCGCCUCUCCAGGGUCUGUCACCGUUGGAAGAGGCUGGUGGGCGACCGGUGGCUGUGGCGGCACGUCGACCUGACCGUCUGCAGGAUGCGGCCUAAAGUCAUGUGGCACCUCCUUCGGCGGUACAUGGCAUCCAGACUCCAUUCCCUGCGGCUGUGUGGCUACCUGUCCGCAGGCUCCCAGGCUCCCCAGUUGUCCCCAGCCCUGAUGAGGGCCCUGGGCCAGAAGUGCCCCAACCUCCAGCGUCUCUGCCUGCACGGGGCUGACCUGAGCGUGGUGCCAGUCACCAGCCUGCCUUGCACCCUGAGGACGCUGGAGCUGCACAGCUGUGAGAUUCCCAUGGCCUGGAUCCUCAAGGGGCGGGACCCCCCUGUGCUGCCCCUGCUCGAGUCCCUGGUGCUGGACCGCGUCCCUGCCUUUCGGGACGAGCACCUGCGGGGCCUGACGUCCUUCCGCGCCCUGCGCUCACUGGUGCUGGGCGGUGCCUACCGGGUGACUGAGGCCGGGCUGGAUGCCAGCCUGCAGGAGCUGAGCUCCCUGCGGAGGCUGGAGGUGCUGGGCUGUGCCCUCUCGGCCGACAGCACCCUCCUGGCCAUCAGCCGCCACCUCCGGGAUGUGCGGAAGGUCCGGCUCACGGCCACGGGUCUCUCAGCCGCCGGCCUGUCUGUGCUGGAGGGAAUGCCGGCGCUGGAGAGCCUGUGCCUGCAGGCCCCGCACGUCGCCCUGGAAACACUCUCCCCGGCUGAAAUACUCUCCUCCUGCCGCACCAUGCCCAGGCUUAGGGUCCUUGAGCUGCAGGGGCUGGGGUGGGAGGGUCAGGAGGCGGAGAGGAUCCUGUGUCAGGGCCUGCCCCGCUGUCUGGUCAUCCUCAGGGCCGGCCCCAAAGAGUCUGCGGACUGGUGGGUAUGACCCGCCACCUGGCUCUGAGACCCGUCUCAGUUUUCAUUAGUGAGCAAGCACCUUGCAGAGGGCAGGGCAUUAGGCUAGACGGCCCGCAGGCCAAAGGUAGAGAGAAGCGAGGCCUUGCACUGCCAGACAAUUGGAAUGGUCAGUGUGUGGCUUCUGACAUCGGCCAGUCUGGGCCCCACAUCUGGAAAUGGGAAGGCCAUCGUUACCUCAUGCUUACGCUGCAAAGCCUUACACUUUACUGAGCCCCAGAGGUCUUCCGUGAAGGGGCAUUCUCAGGGCGGUCCUCAGAAACAGGGUGGGCGCACAGGAGUGUGGUUAGGAGUCAGGGGGUCCUGAGAAGCCAGGGCCCUUAGGAAGCCUGGAAGGACGGUCUGCAUGUGCACCCCACACCACUGAUUAUACCUACAUGCACAGAGAAGACACGGGAAGUGCAGGUGUGACUGGUCUUUUGUGAUCAAAAUGUUAAUGAAGGUUCUAAACUGUAUUUUUUUUUUGUAUUUUCAAAAUCUAUAUUUUGCUAUUAAAGAAAAACACUUGCCCUAGCUGGUUUGGCUCAGUGGCUAGAGCAUUGGCCUGUGGACAAAGGGUCCCAGAUUUGAUCCAGGCCAAGCACUCUAGUUACAGGCUCCUCCAGACCCUCCUUUGCCCCUCCCCCUCCCCCGCCAGGCCCUGGUCAGACUGUGUGCAGGAGGCAACCAAUCGAUGUGCUUCUCUCACAUUGAUAUUUCUCUCUCUUUCCCUCUCUCUUCCAUUCUUUCUGAAAACCAAUGGAAAAAUAUCCUUGGGUGAGGAUUAAAAAACCCCCCAAAACAAAAUGAAGAAAAAUACUCAUUUUCCCUUGUCCCCAAAACAGUCUGUUUAUUCAACACACAUUUCUGCCUGUGCGAUGUGCAGGCGUUGUCCUAGGUGCUAGGUCACAGCACUGAACCAAACGGAUAAGACCUGAGGGGACAGGGUGGUAAACAGGUGAGCACAUCACAGUUUCAGAAACCCAGACAAUACACCAGGGUGAUAUGAUGGAGGCGUAUGUUUCGUAGAGUGGGCCUCUGAGCCAAGACCUGAGAGGUGAGGAGGAACCAGCCCUGGGAAGCACCGAGGAAGAUGAAAAAGGCAAAGAUGCUGAGCUGGGGGUGAACUUGGCAUUUUCCAGGAACUGGAGGAAGGUCCGUGUGGUUGGGGGAACAAGGGGCGAGCAAUAGGAUGUGAAGGGGUGAGGCUGGUGGGGCCUCACAGAUGGCUUAGGUUUUAGGGGCUCCUUUUCCUGCCUUUUGAGUCUGAACCACUUGAAAGGUGCAGGUGGCAGACUGAGGCUGAUCAUGGGCACCAGCCACAAGAUGAGCGUUACUUCUGAUCUGAGCUGGGUAGGAGGGCUUUAUGGGCUCACCAGCUGCCCCCUCGGCGGCGCGCCUGCUCUGUGGUGGGCAGAGCCAGGAGAGAGAAGAGAGGGCUCACCUGGGUACCCUUGAUUUUUUAUGCCAAACGCACCCAUCAGAGAAGACCUGGAUGUUUCUCCCGUGGUUUUCCCACUGGAGGGUGGAGGGGAAAUUCCUUCCCCAUCCGGCCGCAUGAGGACUGGGGUGUGAGUUCUCCCCAGUGUGGCCACGGUCAGGGCCUACGGGCCCCACACUGACACACCUGGCAGUUCCAGCUCAGCACCUGGGGGCCUGGGCUGAUCCAGGCUGGGCACCGGGGACGAGAAGUGUCAGGCAGGGAAGUGAGGUCUGUCUGGAGAUCUGGGUCCAUCGGGUGGAGUGUGACGGAAGGGUCCUGGGCCCGGCCCUGCUGGUCCUGGGAGUGGCUGCAGGUGCCCCGCCUGGAGCAGCUCCCGGGGAAAAGCUUCCUUUCACGCUGCCUUUCCCGUGGAAAUGGAGGGAGAAGAUAGGAAGUUAGAGGCAGUGGUACACAUGUAAACACUUUUUUAAAUUUAAAUUUUUUUUUUUUGCCCCAAACAGUGUUUAUUUGCCUUUCCAACUUGAUGAAUCCAUGUUUCUUUCAUCAAUUAAAAUGAACUCACUUUCAUUUUAUUUUAUUAAAAGACUGCCAAAGAGAUAAAAAUCUCAUUA
Molecule: messenger RNA, 3286 nt
Organism: Myotis myotis
Lineage: Eukaryota; Metazoa; Chordata; Mammalia; Chiroptera; Vespertilionidae
Gene: FBXL12
Product: F-box and leucine rich repeat protein 12
Exons: 3
Coding region: 225-1223 (332 amino acids)
Biological process (GO): positive regulation of protein ubiquitination; SCF-dependent proteasomal ubiquitin-dependent protein catabolic process
Cellular component (GO): SCF ubiquitin ligase complex
Molecular function (GO): protein binding
Source: RefSeq, a predicted model, not a curated record